This is a messenger RNA of Ilyonectria robusta, 847 nucleotides long. RefSeq lists its product as uncharacterized. The transcript has a single exon. NCBI's taxonomy places the organism in Eukaryota, Fungi, Ascomycota, Sordariomycetes, Hypocreales, Nectriaceae. Bases 182 to 646 code for a protein of 154 amino acids. The record is from RefSeq and is a predicted model, not a curated record.
UCGCAAAGGAGACGUCAGAGUUGGGACCGGGAUAAGGAAGGAUUAGCGAUGAUUAGGCAACUAACUGCAUGUUACAGUGGGGGAGACGUUGGCUUUCAGCACUCGGUGAGUUGCAGCUUCAGUUGCAUGUUAACAGUUGACAUGGGUCGAUUUAACAGACGCUUUACUGACAUUCACUGACAUGACAUACCCAACGCCAGAGGUUCUCCCAUUGUCACAACUUCCACUGACUGACGUCUGCCUCUCUCCUCUCCUCUUCUCGUCUCUUCUCUUCUCUCCUCCGUCUCCCAUCAAUUUAUCACCCACCAGAAAAUCAAGCUCAAAUCCAGUAAUCCCACCGCACAAUCAACCCCCGCCCUACAAAAGUGCCACCACCAUCCCAUGCCGCCAUAUCGCCCGAUUGGGCCAAACCCAUCCACCCCCCGGCCACUCCAACAUGGCACAAUCUGACGUCUCUCUUUCUUACCCAACUGCCUCUCUCGUGCAAGUUUCGUCCCGCGCAUCCCCGCCCGACCGGCUCCGAUGCCUCCGGUGCGGCGUAAGCUUGCAUGCGAGCGUGCAGGCCGCGAGUGCGGGUGACGCAAGGACGAGAGGCCUAGACUCAGAGACCGAAGGCGAGUGCGCGGCCGUGUGGGUGCUGCGAUAGGGCUGGAUACGGCCCUGCUUGUUCCCGAGUGCUGGGCUGCCAACUUGAUCGGCAUUAGUGCUUCUCGUUAUGGAAUAAACUCAAUUGCGUGUAUCGUUGAGACUCCAGAAUAAGCAGUCGGUGUAAUUUGAUGCCGUUGACUGCUCGAAGCUUCAAUACUAACACAUCACGAUGCGAUGCGUCACUCAAGGCAUGCACGAC